AUUAUCUGUCAACCGACCUAACCAACCAUCAAAUUAGACGUUUACUCAUUCAAAAAUCAGAUUUUAGGUUAAUUUUAUCAAUAAAAAGACAUGUUUUACACCAAACAAGAGUGGUAUACCCCCGCCGAAGUCGCAGUCCACAACCGCGCGGACGACUGCUGGGUGUCUCUCAACGGCAAAGUCUUCGAUCUGACUCCGUGGCUUGAGCAGCAGCUCAAGCUCUGCAAGUGCACCAAGACCUGCUCCUGUAAGGUCAAGACCUGGUUCUGUGAGGACACUUGCACUGAACUGUGCGAUUGCUUCAAGAGGGGGUUCGGCUAUUGCGACGCGAAGAGAUUAGCAAUGACCAUUGUGGCUUACGCCGGCAAGGACGUGAGCCACUGGUUCAAAGGCGAGGAGUGGGCGACGUACACGCACCCUGUGACGAUGUUGGAGACCACGUACCAACUGCAUGGUCACGGGGCUCGGCAGCCGGUAGUGCCUUCAACCAGAUGGAGGCCGCUCAAGAAACCCUGGUGGCUGAACGAGGACUACGUCAUGGGAAAGGCCACGGCGAAGACCAGGCCUCUGCGAAUCAUUAACACACUGACAGGUUCAACCGUUACAUUGGAGGUAUGCUCCGAGGAGACGAUAUACCAGAUCAUGAUGCGUUACCUGCCUCACAAUGGCCAUAUGCAGUCGUACACCUGGCGGUACCUCGGCCGAGCUCUCUGCCUGGACAAGACCCUGGCUCAGAACGGCAUUCCCGAUGAGAGGGAUCGUUUCAGCGACGUCGCGCUCCCAGAAAAUCUGCACAUACCCGCCAUUUUGAUUUACUUCAACGAUGACUUGACAGAAGAUACCCACAAAGACGACUGUUUUUGCCACGAGCGCAGCUGCGUGGUUCACCAGUCUAAAAUGUGCAAAAUGAGAGAUUGGAUCGACGUCGACCAAUCAUAAUGUUUGUAACUUUUUUAUAUUUUUAUCUAAUGUCAUUUUACCUACCUAUUGAUUAAAUUUAAUUUUUUC
Messenger RNA from Chilo suppressalis (striped riceborer), 1008 nucleotides. The record is from the annotation of a GenBank genome assembly. Lineage: Eukaryota; Metazoa; Arthropoda; Insecta; Lepidoptera; Crambidae.